AUGGGAACUUCCGUUAACAUCAUCGUUGGUUCUCAUGUCUGGGUUGAAGACCCAGAACUAGCUUGGAUUGAUGGGCAAGUUGAGAAAAUUAAGGGCGAAGAAGCUGAGAUUCAGACAAGCCAUGGCAAGAAGAUUGUUACGAAGUUAUCCAAAGUUUAUCCUAAAGAUACCGAAGCCCCACCUGGUGGAGUUGAUGACAUGACAAAACUACAUUAUUUGCAUGAGCCUGGAGUUCUGGAAAAUCUGAAAGCAAGAUAUGAGCUGAAUGAAAUAUAUACUUACACUGGAAAUAUACUGAUUGCCAUUAAUCCUUUUCAAAAACUGCCUCAUUUAUAUGAUUCUCACAUGAUGCAACAAUACAAAGGGGCUCCACUUGGGGAGCUCAGCCCUCAUGUGUUUGCUGUUGCUGAUGUGGCUUACAGGGCGAUGAUAAAUGAGAGGAAAAGAAAUUCCAUUCUGGUAAGCGGUGAAAGUGGGGCUGGCAAAACAGAGACAACAAAAAUGCUCAUGAGAUACCUCGCCUUUUUGGGGGGCAGAGCAGCUACUGAAGGAAGGACAGUUGAACAGCAAGUUCUUGAGUCCAAUCCUGUUCUUGAAGCUUUUGGAAAUGCAAAGACUGUUCGAAAUAACAAUUCCAGCCGUUUCGGUAAAUUCGUAGAGAUACAAUUUGACAAGCAUGGGAGAAUAUCGGGAGCAGCAAUCAGAACCUACCUUCUCGAGAGAUCAAGAGUUUGCCAAAUUUCUGAUCCUGAGCGAAACUACCACUGCUUUUAUCUCCUUUGUGCUGCGCCUCAGGAGGAAAUUGAGAAGUAUAAGUUGGGGCACCCUAAAACAUUUCAUUAUCUCAACCAGUCACGCUGCUACGAGCUAGUUGGAGUAAGCGAUGCGCAUGACUAUCUCGCUACUAGGAGGGCAAUGGACAUUGUUGGAAUCAGUGCAAAGGAGCAGGAAGCUAUUUUCAGAGUGGUCGCUGCAAUUCUUCACAUUGGCAAUAUUGAUUUUACAAAAGGAAAAGAAAUCGAUUCAUCGGUAUUGAAGGAUGAGAAAUCAAAAUUUCAUCUCAAAACAACUGCAGAACUUCUCAUGUGUGAUCCUGUGGCUUUGGAAGAUGCAUUGUGUAAACGCGUGAUGAUCACCCCUGAAGAAGUUAUUAAGAGAAGUCUUGAUCCACUUAGUGCUUUAGUUAGCCGGGACGGCUUAGCUAAGACGAUAUAUUCUAGACUAUUUGAUUGGUUAGUAGAUAAGAUCAAUGUCUCAAUUGGCCAAGAUUCCAAUUCAAAAUCCCUGAUUGGGGUCCUGGACAUAUAUGGGUUUGAGAGCUUCAAGCAUAAUAGCUUUGAACAGUUUUGCAUAAAUUUUACCAAUGAGAAGCUUCAACAACAUUUUAACCAGCAUGUCUUCAAGAUGGAGCAAGAGGAAUACACAAAAGAGGCAAUUGACUGGAGCUACAUUGAGUUUGUUGAUAAUCAAGAUGUCUUAGAUCUUAUUGAGAAGAAACCAGGUGGAAUUGUUGCUCUCCUCGAUGAAGCCUGUAUGUUCCCAAAGUCAACACAUGAAACAUUUUCAAACAAGCUGUAUCAGACUUUCAAGAACCAUAAGCGCUUCGUCAAGCCCAAAUUGUCUCGCACAGAUUUUAUAAUUUCACAUUAUGCUGGAGAGGUUCAAUAUCAAUCUGACCAAUUUUUAGACAAAAACAAAGAUUACGUUGUUCCAGAACAUCAGGACCUGUUAGGCGCUUCAAAAUGCACUUUCGUUGCUGGACUUUUUCCUCCAAUUCCUGAAGAGUCUACAAAAUCGUCCAAAUUCUCUUCCAUUGGUUCGCGUUUUAAGUUACAACUGCAACAGCUGAUGGAGACUCUAAAUGCCACAGAACCUCAUUAUGUCAGAUGUAUAAAGCCAAAUAAUCUUCUUAAACCAGCUAUUUUUGAGAAUUCAAAUAUAAUGCAACAAUUGCGUUGUGGAGGAGUCCUUGAAGCAAUCAGAAUAAGUUGUGCUGGAUAUCCUACGCGUAGACCUUUCUUUGAGUUCAUCAAUAGAUUUGGACUGCUUGCCCCCGAAGUUUUGGCAGGAAGUUUCGAUGAAAAAGUCGCAUGCCAGAGGAUCCUGGAAAAGAAAGGGCUACAAGGUUUUCAGAUAGGUAAAACAAAGGUUUUCCUCAGAGCUGGUCAGAUGGCUGAGUUAGAUGCACGACGGGCAGAAGUUCUUGCAAGUGCAGCAAAAGCCAUACAACGGCGAAUAAGAACUCAUAAUGCUCGUAAACGAUUUGUUGCAAUGAGAAAAGCUAGCAUAUGUAUGCAAUCUAUAUGCAGAGGGAAACUUGCUGGCAAACAUUUUGAGGGAAUGAAAAGGCAGGCCGCUGCUGUUAAAAUACAGAAAAAUACGCGAAGAUAUGAGGUUAGAGCAGCCUACAGCAAACUCAGGGUCUCGGUGCUUGUUUUACAGACAACUUUACGCGCAAUGGAUGCACGAAAAAAAUUUGCAUUCAAAAAGCAAGCUAGAGCUGCAACUGUUAUUCAGGCAAGGUGGCGCUGUCACAAGGCAUCAUCUUAUCAUAGGAGACUUAAGAAAGGAACAAUAGCUGCCCAAUGCAGAUGGAGAGGGAGAAUUGCUAAAAGAGAGUUGCGGAAGCUCAAACAGGCUGCUAGAGAUACAGGAGCACUCAAAGAGGCUAAAGACAAGCUUGAAAAACAGUUGGAGGAGCUUACAUGGCGCUUGCAACUUGAGAAACGCCUGAGGACUGACCUUGAAGAAGCCAAAGCUCAAGAAAUAGCAAAGUUACAAAGUUCUUUGGAAACAAUGCAAAAGAAAGUUGAUGAAGCUCAGGCAACGAUUACCAAGGAGCGAGAGGCUGCAAAGAAGGCUAUUGAAGAAGCACCACCGGUUAUCAAGGAGGUUCCUGUUCACGUUGAAGACACCCAAAAAGUUGAAUCUCUGACUGAAGAAAAUAAAAGUUUGAAGGCAGCUUUGCAGCAAGAAAAGGAGGCCUCAUCUGAAUUGCAGCAGAAAUAUGUGGAGGUUCAAGAUACUAGUGAGGAACGACGUAUAAAGUUAGAAGAAACAGAAGCUCGAGUUCAUCAGCUCCAAGAAAAUCUACACAGGCUGGAGGAGAAGUUGAACAAUUUAGAGUCAGAGAACAAAGUUUUUCGUCAACAAGCAGUGUCCAUGGCACCAAAUAAGUUACUCUCAGGACGAUCUAAAUCAAUUCUCCAGAGGAUGGAGAGUAAUCAUUCUUUCAGUGAAAAUAGGGCGAAUGUGGAAUUGCAUAGCAUAUCAAUGAACCAUAGGGAUUCUGAGAUGGAGGAUAAACCCCAGAAAUCAUUAAAUGAAAAACAACAAGAGAAUCAGGAGUUGCUACUCCGCUGUAUUGCACAACACUUGGGCUUUGCAGGCAACAGGCCGAUUGCUGCAUGCAUUAUAUAUAAGUGCCUACUUCAUUGGAGAUCCUUUGAGGUUGAGAGAACGAGCGUUUUUGAUCGAAUCAUUCAAACAAUUGGUCAAGCUAUUGAGAAAACCCAGGAUAACAAUGAUAUAUUGGCCUAUUGGCUAUCAAAUGCUUCAACUCUUCUGUUACUGCUCCAGCGCACUCUGAAAGCCAGUGGUGCUGCUGGAAUGGCACCUCAGCGACGUCGUUCUUCAUCAGCUUCUCUAUUUGGCAGGAUGGGACAUAGUUUCAGGGGAGCUCCUCCAGGAGUCAAUUUGUCGUUUGUAAAUAGCAGUCUCCCAGGUGGACUAGAUACUUUGCGACAAGUGGAAGCAAAAUACCCAGCUUUGCUUUUCAAGCAGCAGCUUACAGCAUAUGUAGAGAAAAUUUAUGGAAUGAUUCGCGAUAAUCUGAAGAAAGAGAUAUCACCCUUGCUUGGGCUUUGUAUUCAGGUACCGAGAACCUCUAGAGCUAGCUUGGUCAAGGGAUCAUCACGUUCAGUUGCUAACACACCUGCUCAACAAGCUUUGAUUGCUCACUGGCAGGGAAUCGUAGCAAGCCUUGGGAACUUCCUGAAGACUUUAAAGGCAAACCAUGUACCACCAUUUUUAGUUCGUAAAGUGUUCACACAGAUAUUUUCCUUCAUAAAUGUGCAGUUAUUUAAUAGUCUUCUCCUGAGGAGGGAGUGCUGCUCCUUCAGUAAUGGUGAAUAUGUUAAAGCAGGCCUGGCUGAAUUGGAGCACUGGUGUUACACUGCUACUGAUGAGUAUGCAGGUUCAGCUAGGGAUGAGCUAAAGCAUAUCAGACAAGCGAUUGGAUUUUUGGUUAUACAGCAGAAGCCAAAGAAGACGCUAGAUGAAAUUAGCCAUGACCUAUGCCCGGUGCUCAGUAUCCAACAAUUGUACAGGAUUAGUACAAUGUACUGGGAUGACAAAUAUGGCACUCAUAGUUUAUCCUCGGAUGUUAUAUCAAAGAUGAGGGUUUUGAUGACGGAAGAUUCAAACAAUGCAGUUAGCACUUCGUUCUUACUGGACGACGAUUCAAGCAUCCCGUUUUCUGUUGACGAUAUAUCAAAAUCCAUGGAACAGAUAGACAUUGCUGACAUCGAACCUCCAGCCUUGAUUCGGGAGAAUACCGGCUUCAGCUUUUUGCUCCCAGAAGACUAA
Oldenlandia corymbosa var. corymbosa is the source of this 4587-nucleotide messenger RNA. Lineage: Eukaryota; Viridiplantae; Streptophyta; Magnoliopsida; Gentianales; Rubiaceae. The record is from the annotation of a GenBank genome assembly.